UUUCUGGCAGGAUUCAGCCGAUAUUAGAUAGAAAGCAAGCAAUCAAGCAAAUAUCAUCUGUUUGACUUCGUUGCCUAGGAACCAGGAGUCAGCUCAACUUAUCGGUGAGGAGGAGGACAUUGCGUUUACUCUCGAGCGGCGUUACGCAGCUGCUACGACGCUAGUUGGGCCUUUCCAAAUCGUCGGAGUGCUCCAAUACAGCCCCUUGAACGUUGCGCGCACACCGCUCGCCUGAAGACCAUGUUCAAGCCUUGCCGCAGUAGGAGCGCAUGUGUUGAAUCUGCCGAGCGGAGUGGAACCUCAGGUACUGCAAUCGUUGAACUAUUUUCAGAGGAGGAUGACGGUGCCGCUGGUUACGCCGAGAGCUCGAUGGGUGCACCACCCAUCAUCGAAGAUCCCGCUGUGAUAGAGAUAUUCGGCGAGGGUAACCGAGACGACCGGAAAUACUGUGGCAUUAUGGAGCGCAGGCUAAAGGGCAAAAAGUCGACUUCCCCAAAGCUCCCGACGGUAUGGCGCUCAAAUCGUGGGGAGAACACCUUGGCAGGCGUCGCUGAUUCACCGCAGAACUCGUAUAUGAUUCGGAUCUCCGGAAAUGGGAGCAACCUGUCACUGGCAAGAUGCGAAUGGGCAAGCCGCUGUCCUCCCUCUGCAGAUAUCGAAAACAACGGAUCACAAAUUAGGCAGCGACGGAGUCGGGCCAGGUCUCCGGCCUCACAGAGCAAGGGUCGAAGCGUCGGCAAGGCCACUCGUUCCGGCAAAGGCAAGACAUCAGGGAAAGGGGACGGGUCAAAGCACCGUCGUGGUGAGAAGGAGAGGCGUCGUCGCAAGGUCAAUGCGGUCGCAGCGACGUUGCCACCGCAAGAGCUUUCACCGCCGUCGCUGUCACCGCCUGCUCAUACCCACCAUUGGUACCCAUCGAUGAGCGCUUGCGAACGGCACCAACAGGCUGCUGUCGCAAAUGUUGCGCCCUUCGCAAGGACAGAUCAAGGGGACACAGGGACGACGCCGACGUACAAGCGAGUCUGUCACGUGAUUACGACGACUGCGACACCUGGAGAGGAGCGGGCCGGUGAUAUAGCGGUGCCGAUGGCAAUAGGGGAUGGGGAGCAUUCUCCUUCGAAGUCGCGGCCACGGCGGCCACGGUCGGCCAAAAAGGUGACCGAGGGUAGCUGGGGCAGAAGAGUUGACAAGAGCGGUGACGAGCGGCCUGCGUCCCCGACCGUCGAGAUUACUGCAUCGGAAGCGGCAGUGAUGUCAGAAAAGGAGGCGUGCUCUCCCUUACGCGAGCCAGCUCCAUCCACGGUUACCGGUUUCGUCUUUGUAGAUCCUUCGACACCGGUGAAACAGUUCCGAUACACUGAGACGGUGCAGUCGGGAUACGGCGGUGCGGGGCAGCCAUGGCGUCCGCACCCCCUAUGUCCCGUUCACUCCCCGCAGAGUGGCGGCGGACACAUACCGCAUUCCGCAAAUCACCUGUCGCACAGAAGUCACAGCCCGCCUCAGCUGGGACCGACUCUACCGGCACCGACGUACUACUCCGCCAACAGCUACGCGGCUCCUUGGACAUGGGAGCAACAACAGCCACAGCACUUUGGGGAGCUCCUUUACCCUCCUUCAGGAGGUUCCACUGUUACCGAAUACCAAUUUUACGGAGGACCGGUCGCGGAAGGCGCGUGGUACCCCGCACAGCAGCCUCCAAUGGUGAGCUGGGACGGUGCCACCGCCGCGGGAUACAGCUGGAGUGGCGGGAUGGUGUCCAAUGCACUCCCGCCGUUUGCAGCUGUGCAGGGCGCUCCGCCGGCAUCCCAGUGGAGUGCGCCAUUCGAGCAGCUGCUUCUGGAAUCCCACGGCCACCAGGGUGACGGGAACCUUUGUCAUGCACAGUUCCCGCAGAGUGGUCUCCAACGGCAGCUAUCGCCUGAGGGCCUCGGUACGAGUGGGUCUCCAUCGGCACGGACCCACGAUUGGCUUCAGAUUCCUAGCGUCCUGAGCGAUCUUGGAAUUGGUUCUAAAUGGGGAAGAACUGUUACCGAGUCCUUCGAGACCAUACCUAAGCCGCAGAGCGUCGCCAAGCCUACGGUCCGAGGAAGUGAUGCGUUUUUCUGGUCUUGGCAGGGAGCCAAACCCCAACGUAGACGCGCUUCCACAAGUGCCACUGAUGUUAAGGCAUUCAUAAGGCGAGCUUCGAUGAGCGGACGGCAUGAGACGGGGCGGCGCAGGUCAUCGGUGAAUGUUCAAGAAGCGACAGACUUGCGUACUCGUCGCAGAGCGUCUGUGAGUGCACAGCGUGAUAUGCGGCGCCGGUCAUCAGCGAGUGUUCAAGGAGCAGUAAAGGUCCUGCGUACUCGUCGUAGAGGUUCUUUGAACGGAGAGCGUGAUAUGCGGCGAAGAUCAUCGGCAAAUGUUAAAGAAGCAGGGAGAAGCCAAUGGGCUCGUCGGAGAUCGAGUGCUGGAAGCUGGAAGUCCCUCAAAGGCAAUCGAGGCAGCUUUUCGGGAAACUCAAUGAGUGAGCGGCCACAUGUUCACUUAUCACGUGAUCGUGCUUCCUGCUCACGUCCAACAGCGACCGUAGAUCGCAACGCAAAACACCGUUGCGGCUGUUCGGCUUCCGCACGACCAAACACAAACAGCCUCACCAGGACCCCAUCAAUAAAUUCAUGUUGCUGUUGUUGUCAGGAAACAGUGCCCUUCCAUGCCUGCUGCCAUGGAAGCUGCUGUGGACAGAUGAGCAGAAGUUGGAGCAUGCCGUGUAUACCUCGAGUUGCGACAUCGCUACAAGAGUGCCACGCUCACGGCGCCGGCCUGGCAAAACAGUUGAUCAACAACAGGAGAUAUACCACGCAGUCAGGGGUGCCUCACGCAUGCGCAAUGGCAGCCCGCGCAUCGUGUUCCCACAGUCCCAUUACGGUUCCCGUGGAAGUACGAAUAACGCACCAAUGUUCUGCAUCGCCGACGCUGUACCCUAUCCCAGUACCAUCGCUGAUGACUACGGCGCCCCUUGGCGGCGGUCCAUUUCAACCGCAAGCAACUGAGCAGAAACAGUCGGACGAAGACAUGUACCUUAUUUUACCGUCUAAGAGCGGCCAGGAUGUAGUCUACCAUGCUCGACACAUUUCGCCUGUCCUUCGAUUGCCGAGCGUCCAAGGUGUGCUUGAGACUGCAGGCAGGCAGCCGUAUUGUGGUGCAUUGACCAUGCCAGCUGCGUCCGCAGUAGUUAGCACGUGGGAAUCCGAGGCGCAAAACGCGGAAGCUAUGAAGAAGAAAAGGGAUGACCGUCGACGCGUUCUCUCAUCAAGAAAAAGUUGGAUGAAGAGCACACAAGCUGCAGGGAAGGCUUUGACAGCUAAUAGGUCGCAAAAGGUUUCGAGAGAGCCGCCUAAACGCGCUUCUAGGGCAUCUGUUGUAUAUUCAGAUAAACAAGACACGGAGCGAGAAGAGGAUCUCGUAGAAGCUGGCGAGCAACUGACCUUCGUAACUAAGCGAAAAUCCGCGCCAUCAAAGCGCGCCUCCGUCGCCACUGAACCAGAUGCAAUGUUUAAGUCCGCGCUACACAGUUCAGUCGAUGCGGAUGAUCUCGACAAGCGGUCACAUAAAACCAGUAGGCGCGCAUCGCGCUCAUCGAGGAAACCGAGCCUAGCUACCGGACGGCGUUUUCUCGACAGAUCAGAGUUAGGCAACCUCAAGGGGCGUGAAGACACGUCGGAACUUGGACCAACCUCAAGACGUGCAUCUGCAGUCGCGGGUUUGAGAAGGAAGUCUGCUGGGCAAGUUGAAAUGGAGUCGCCAGACGAUUCAAGUGCGCGAACGGAGAGACUUGGUACCGGGACACUCCAAGUGCCUCUGUUCGAACUAUCAUCAUCGGAUUCCCCACGAGAGGAGCCACACGCUGCAGUGGAGAAAACAGGGAAAGUGUCUGCGGAACAGGCCUCUGGACUUGAAAGUCAAGAGUCGACCAAAGAAGGCACCGAGCUUACUCCAGCGGCAGAGCCACCACAACAAACUGGAACAGGCAGUAGCAUAGACGUUCGGUUGACUUCGCGCCGACCGUCUGACGUAAUUCUUGAGGAGCGACCCGAGGUUGAAAAGCGGCCUUUGUGCACGGAGAUUAAUUUCGCCUUGCUUGUGAGCAUCGCGUGCAUCGUGUGGAUCAUCGUCAUUUUCACAUUAACUCGACGUGAUGAGAAAACUGAAUACACGGAGCUCCCAGCUGGAGCGGUCGCACUGCACUUCCCUACCUUGAGCUAUACGAUACCAGUUGAAUUACACCACCAAACCGCAUCAACGUCGACUACUGAACUGUCACCUGAAAUUAGCGUCUGCUCUUCGAGUAUCUGCGUUCAGGAGGGUCACCGUCUCAGAGAACACAUGAACAGGGAGUACUCGCCAUGUGAGAAUUUUUACCGCUAUGUUUGUGAAACGCAGCGAGCGACUCCCGUGCUACCGUCUGGUGGUGGAGCUUUCAGUUCUGUGGACACAUUGCUGCAAGAAUAUCUGGCUUCCGUCUUGCGCGACUACGUCCUCGACGAGAACCACAGAGACGUCGCCCUGGUAAGAGCCCUGUACAGCAAAUGCUCACGGCCUGCGGGCGACCCGUUGGUGGAUCUACAAAAAGAAGUCUUCGCCACGCUACCCAUCAAAAGGUGGCCCUACAAAGGCAACUCUUUGCAGUCAUCCGACAUUUGGCGCAUGGCGGGCUUGCUCAUUCGCAGAUUCGGUGUCGUCACCAUUCUUGAAGUUUCUUUGGGCGUCAAACCCGGCAGGACGGCAGCGCCUACGGUAGAAUUGAGUUACCCACGCUACCUACGCACUGAGGACUAUUCGCUCGGCGCAGUCGACACUUUGCGGGACGCAGUUCUCGAGGCAGCGCGGGAGUUGGAAAGUUCAGGUGACGCCGACAGCUUGGUCUCGCAGGUCAUGUCGGUGGCUGCGACCUUGGCGACCCUAGCAGGCAACGUGACAGCGCGGCAAGUGCUCUUCACUGAAUACAAGGACGUCACCGUCAACACGCGCACAUUUAUCGAAUCCGUCUUCGGAAACGACUUGAGGAGCGACAUUAUUGUGGCACUGAGGGAACCGCGUUUACUUACCGACCAGUUGCCAGCCCUGAUAUCCACUGAGAGUGUUGCGGCUUUCAUGAACUACCUUGGCUUCCGCAUUAUCGUAAGUUUUGCGGCGCUCUUUAAUUCGAAUCGCGCAGCAAGCCUCCGAAGCGUCCUCAGCCUAGAACUCGCGGGCCGCAUCCUACCUGCGGAAAUGAAUUGGCUUUUGUGUAUGCGAGCUGUGGAGAGAGUACAGCCGGCGUGCCUCGGGAAAGCUCUGGCCAUGCAGCAGGCCGCUGCAGGCAUAUCCGCGACCAGUCGUCUUUGGUUGAUUGAACUGGAGGACAGCUUCUACAGACACCUGCCCCGCGUCGCUUGGAUGACCGAACAAAGCCUCAAGACGAUUGGCGAUAAGUUUGAGAGGGUGCGCAUUGAGCGCGCCGUCGACGCAGCGUCAUGGAAGCUGUGCACGCAUCGGCCGCUCAAGACCCUGGACGAAGGCAGCUCGUUGCGGACGUUCGUGCGCGCCGCAGGAGAGUACCAACGUGAACGGUUGCGCCAAAUCAAGAAACCAUCCAGGCCUAUCGAUGCCGGGCACGUCUUCGACAUGCACAGCAGGUACAGCGAUGCUCUCCAGGCUGUGUACGUUCCAGUGGGCUUGAUUAACAGCUCUGCGGUGGCGAAGGGCCAGCUGCUCGCCUUCCACGCCGCGCGCACGGCAGUGCGGUACUACGAGGGGCUGCUGCCAGUCGCGUACGAGCAGUGGGACAGCAACCUGCCGGACUCGGAAGCGCCGUGGGUUCUGAACGAUCCGUCACGUCGCAGCCUGGACCGGCUUCUCGAAUGCCUUGCUUCCGACUUUCGGACUGUGUCGAGCUUGUCGUUCCCAUCUUGGGUUCCUGUGAUCCGAGUGACUGCCGAGGAUCGCUACCCGUUGUUGGCACAGACCGCGGCGCUGGCUCUUGCUUACAGCGCAUUUGAAGAGCUGUUGCGCGCCAAGCACCAUCAGCGGGUGGACUUCAGGCUGCAGUCUUUGAGCCACGUUUCUUCCGAGCAGCUGUUCUUCAUGUACUACGCGCUGGACAACUGCGAUUCCACAGACGAGACCUUCCAGGCGAUGCAGUUUCGCACGCGGGGACGCUUGCCCGCCGAGCACCGUGUUAACUUGCCGUUGCGACACCUGCCUCAAUUCGCCCAUGCUUUUCGAUGCGGCGACUCGUACGCCCCGUCGGCGGCAGAGGGACAACGGCAACACAUGGUGGCGCCCGAACGAUCGCGCUGCGACGUGAUGCGCUGGAACUCGAGCGCGGUACCCGGAGGGGCGAGCUGGUACAGACGGCUCGCUCGGGUCCGGGCGAAAUCAUUCGGUGGUAAAAAGGACUCUGGUGCGCCAGCCGACGUCGCUGGUGAGGACGCACCCGUGCUGUCGUUUCCCGGGAGGGCUUGGAUGAUAGCUGGACGCCCUGACCCCGGCGAGGACGAUGCGGCCGCCAGAAGACGGAGCCCUUAGGGCUGCGUGGUGUUGCUCGCUGAAGCUCGCCUUGGCGAAUGUUGCGGUUUCGUCGGUCAGGUGGGCCUACAUACUUAUGCCAGCGAUGGAGUGCUUCUUUCUGCGAGUGUUUACUGGUCACACAUGCGGGGACACUUCCCGCUACCGGAGCACUUGCGUCAAAUCGUAUUCUUCACAACGUAUAUAGUGCGUCGACAUUUGUUACCCUUCGGAGCCUACGUGUAUUUGUCGAGACCUGAAAAUCUUAGGGCACUGAGGACUAAUCUACUGCACUGCAUUUUAGUCAACCGGUGUUUUCGUAUACCUUUCGCGCGAUUGUGUGCUUAAUGUUGUGCUGAAGUUGUGCUUAAUGACAAUCGCGCUUUGUCGAAUUGUUCGUAUGUGAACUUUCGCAUUCAUGUUCAGUUCGCAUACAAUUGAUGUUUAUUUUCAUUUUGCUACUGGUUGUCUGGGUGGUGAGGAACCCCAAUGUAUUUACGCAAAGCAGAAAAUUCUGUUUGUAUUUGUACUUUGGCUAUAAAAUUUGAUGUGGUGUGAUAUAACAGGCA
Dermacentor albipictus is the source of this 7097-nucleotide messenger RNA. RefSeq lists its product as uncharacterized. Gene Ontology annotation, molecular function: metalloendopeptidase activity. The record is from RefSeq and is a predicted model, not a curated record. Lineage: Eukaryota; Metazoa; Arthropoda; Arachnida; Ixodida; Ixodidae. Gene Ontology annotation, cellular component: plasma membrane. Gene Ontology annotation, biological process: protein processing.